AUGGCGAGUGGCGGUUAUUUAAAACGAAAACUCAAUGUCCAAGGUCCGCUUCGGACUAUAAGUCGCCAAUCAUUUAAUGCUAAAAAGAGAAAAUUGAUGAUCGAUAAGCUUCCUAAAAAAGAGAUCACCCGUGUAUAUAAAUGUGUGUAUGGCACAAUUUAUGGUCAAGCAAUUGGAGAUGCACUUGGUCUUCUCACAGAGUCAUUUACAAAAUCAGAAGCUAAAAAGAACUAUGGCUGCAUUGAAAAAGAACUUGAAUUAAUUUGCAAACGGAUGGUAACUGACCGACAUAGGCAACAGUGGGAGGUUGGAGACUGGACAGAUGAUACAGACAUGUUGAUUGUCCUUAUUCGGUGUAUAGUAGCCAAUAUGGGUGAGAUUCCUGCUGUUCCUUUUGCCAAAAUGUUGAUGGAAUGGGCAGAAGAAGGUUUCCCAGAAUUAGGAGACAAGGCAGGAAUAGGAAUUGGCUCUCAUUUUAGAUCUGUGAUCCACCAUCCACAAUUUUCAGAACAACCAGAAAAGGCAGCUGAAAUUGUGUGGCGCAAGGGUGGUAAUUAUGUGGCUUGUAACUUGAUUAUGUCCUUUACCCCCAUUCUUGGUAUCCACUAUUAUAAUGCUCUUGGUAAAGUGAUAAAAAAUGCUCUACACCUGUGCGCAAUCUUACAGCCAGAUCCUCGAUGUCAAGCAGCUUGUGUUGCUAUGUCGGUUACUAUUGCAAUGUUAUUACAGCGUGAACCUAAACAUUUGAAAAAAUCUGGUGAAUUUGAUGCCGAGGCAAUAAUUUCGGAUGCCUUUGACUAUGCAUCUAAGUUGCUUUCUACUGAUUCUGAGGUUUUGGAAUUACAAAGACACGUAUUCUGUACGUCUUUGAAACAACUGGAUCUUGAUGAGCCUGGAAGAACCAGAUAUAUUUACAAGACUCUUGGAGUUGGAAUGUGGGCCCUCAGGCAGAAAGAUUAUCGAAAAACUCUACAAGAAGUUGUCAUGCAGGGUGGGGAUGCUGAUGCAAAUACAGCUGCAGCAGGAACAAUUCUUGGUUGUAAGUUGGGUCUAGAUGCCAUUCCCAAGUCAUGGAUUGAAAACCUACUUCACAGACAAUGGUUGGAUGAAGAAUUAGACAAAAGUAAAAAAUUUAAUACUCAACAUACUGUGAACAAAAAUCUUUUUCUUUUCUUCUGUUUGCUUCUCUUUUUCUUCUGUUCCCUUCUUUUUCUUUUUUCUUUCUUUUUCUUUUUUCUUUCUUUUUCUUUUUUCUUUUUCCUUUCUUUUUUCUUUUUCCUUUCUUUUUUCUUUUUCCUUUCUUUUUUCUUUCUUUCUAUCCAGGACAUAUUUGUUUGA
Molecule: messenger RNA, 1338 nt
Organism: Acanthosepion pharaonis
Lineage: Eukaryota; Metazoa; Mollusca; Cephalopoda; Sepiida; Sepiidae
Source: the annotation of a GenBank genome assembly